GCGCUUUUCGUCCAGCUUUCCAUCUUGCCUCUGCUCUACAUCACGGCACAGCCAGCGCUCUGUACUGGUGGUGAUUGUUGUUGUAGAGAAUAAUGGCGGCAUCGGGAGGCGGAUUAUCAUCUCCCACUAAUGUCACAGUCCUAAACAACCAGGGCCAGGCACGGGCUCGCUUCCCUGGUCGGCCGUGGUCAACUCGAAAUCGGCUUCGGUUCGAGAAACGUCCCCAACGCGGAAGGUUGGGUUCUGACUGUGGAGAUGUGACCCUCGGAGGGCCGAGGCCCAUAAACAUCGGACUCACUUUGAGCGAGGAUCCUUCGCUACUGCGCCUACUCGGUGUAACUGAGAAGUAUGGGCGCCAGAAAGAUGCGGGAUUUGAGUCGAGCGGGAGUGAAGAGGAGGAAGAUUUCACUGGAUUUGGGACACAAACAGUUUGUUCCCAUCAGCUUCCGGGAAGCUCUCCUCUGUCAUCACCUACCCAGGCUAAGCCUCCUCCGGCCCCCGACCUGUCUCCACAAUCCAAGCCGCUGAUUGGAAAAAUUGUGCCACGGAGCCCCAAACCCACUCUGAUUGGAAAAAUUGUACAGAGGCCUCGUAAAGAAGGCCGUGGUGAUACAGUCAGAGUACCCGGUUCUCGGAUAUCCAUUAAGCUGCCUGCCAAGCAGGUAACCCCAAGUCCGGGCACCGAAAGUACCGGAAGACAGUCCUCGGGCUCCACACAGACAAAAGUGGCCCCGGGGUUGCAGCGCAAAGCGGCCACAAAAGAGCACACUACUCAGGGUUCUACCUCAGCCGCUGGCACCAAACAGGAUAAGCUUGUGUGUACCCUGACAGUUGUCAAGGGCAAAGGGAGAGGCUCCAGGCUGAAAGGGGCCGGUAAGGGCUCAAAGCACGCCCAGCCAGACCAAAGCUCUGGGAAGGGGACCAAGGGGUCUCGGCACCAGCAAAAUGAGUCUGAAGGAGCGUCGCAAUCCCAAGCUCCAACCAAGAGACGGCAGAAGAAGAAGGUGGAGUUGGACAUCGGGGCUUCCCCUGAGGGUGAAGCCCUUAGUGGACAGGCGGCGCCAACGCUCUCCCAGGGGAUCGCAGAAGAUUCCCCCAAGAAAAAGCCAGUGUUCAGAAAAGUUAAAAAAUCGUUGUUCGGGCGACGACAACAGCAGCAUAGCAAACCCGCUCAGAAAUUGGGCGGCAUUAAAAUCCGACGCGUGUUUUACACCUACGUCCCUGAGCCUGUUCCAGCUGCUCUGAAUCAGGAAGGGGAGGCCGAGUCGCCGCAGGGUCUGAGCUCCAGUAACUCCGCCGCACCUGUCGUCAGCGCUAGGUCUUCCAGGGUCAUCAAAGCCCCCAAAAGAUUCCUGGAUGAGGAGGACGCCGUCCCUAAGAGAUCCCUACUCAAAUCGGGGUCCACGUUGGAAGCUGGCGGCUCUGCGCAGAGUCCAAACUCCAGCCACCUGGAGGUGUACAAGAACCUCAAGAAGCUGACGUCCAAACUGGCCGAGAAGAAGAAGGGCCCUUCAGGCGCCAAAGGGGAGGACCUGUGUGCAGGCUCCGGCUCGACCCCUCCGGUCCGGAAGAGACGCAGGUCCAAGAUAAAGAUGGAGGAGGUGGACACGCCAGGGGUUGUGAGGAAGCUCGCUGUGUUGCUGAACAUCAAAGCCAGCGCCGUGCACGCCCAGGUGCCCUUGAGCGAGCCAGUAGUGGAAGGAGCACUGGAUACAGAUGCUCAAAUGUUUGAAGGCUACCUCGAGGCUCAGGACAGUGGAGAUGUAGCAGAGGCCAGUGGCCAGAGCCAGCGGAUGAGCCUCACGGGAGCCAAUAGGAGGAUGCUUCACCUUUUGAAACGAGCCAAGGUCCAGCUCAUCAAGAUAGACCAGCAGAAGCAGCUGAAGAUGGCCCAGUUGGGGUCAAGAGAAUCAGGAAUGGCGGCAAGUGGUAGGCGGAGAAGGAGGAGAGCGGUGAAAUCCAACGAUGAAGGCAACAGUCAGGAGCAGCCACUCGGGGGCCCCAGGAUAAAGCACGUGUGCCGGGCAGCCGCGGUGGCCCUUGGCCAGCCCCGGGCCAUGGUGCCGGACGACAUUCCCCGACUCAGUGCCCUGCCGCUCCACGAGAGAGAGGGCAUCGCGCUGUUGCCCGUCGCAAAACUCGAGGAGGGCGGGGACGAGGACGGCUCCGGCCAGGAGUGCGCUCAGUGGGAGCCCCCGGAGAGCCGAGUCCAGAGGCGGUGGAAAAGGGGCCGCAUCCGCUCCCGCCGCUGCGGGGUGUGCAGGGGCUGCCGGGUGCAGAAGGACUGCGGCACGUGCACCAACUGCCUGGACAAGCCCAAGUUCGGGGGGCCCAACACCAAGAAGCAGUGUUGCACACACAAGAAGUGUGAACGGAUCGAGAAGGGGAAAGAAGGCCGUAUCAUGAGACCGUUUAAACUUCACAGGAGGCGGUCGUCGUCUGCCGCAUCGAGCGCCGAGAGGGCGGAGUCGGGGGACGGACUCCCUGCGGACGCCGUCCCCCUCGGCGACAGGAGACACUCGCGGCGCAACAUCAAGCAUCGCUCCUACAGCAACCUGCUGAGGUCCGAGUCUGACGACGAGUCCGAGGCGGAGGAGCGGACGGUCAAGCCCGCGCACGCCAUCAAGCUCGCUCACGCCGCCAAGCUGGCGCGCGCCGCCAAGCUAGCUCACGCCGCCAAGCUAUCCCGAGGCGCCAAACCAGGCCGCGCCACCAAGCUAGCUCACGCCACCAAGCUAGCUCACGCUGCCAAGCUAGCCCGAGGCAACAAGCUGGCUUCCGCUGUCCCUAGCAAACAGGGCUUCCCCUCCUCCAAGGACGGCAGAACGGCCCUCUGUGACCUCCCCAGCGAGGCAGGCAGGCACCGGCGGCCCGGCCCCAAGGGAUCUGCGGGCCGGUACAGAGCUCUGAAGGCACAGGGGAAGGCAGAAGGGGAGGAGCCCAGAGGAGCCAGCCCGCCCCGGGACCUACUGCCACCCCUGCAGCAACGAUGCUUACAAAUCUGUUUACACCGCCUGCCAGAGUCCAUGCUGCAGUUGGCUCCACCCCCACUGGCUCCGCCCCGACUGGCUCCACCCCUAACCCCUACAGCUCCAACCCCUGCGCCCUCGCUGGCAGCAGCUCCAUCCUCGCCCCCGACAAUGCUGCCGCCAAUUCCAUCCCAAACCCCACUCCUACCGGCUCCAGCCCCAUUCUCGCCCCCAGCGUUGCCAGAUAAUCCAUUGCCCCAGCGCCUAAUAACCCCGCCCCUACUGGCGCCAGCCCCAAUCUCGCCCCCAGCGGGGCCAUCUACUCCAUUGCCCCGGCCCAUAAUAACCCCACCUCCAACCACCACUCGCAUAUCAGCAGCCCCAUCUAAAAAGGAGACGCUUCUUAAAUUGUCCCGACUUGUAAAAAGCCACACGACUGCCCAUAACCACCUUGUAGCCGUACACGCGCUUCCCAAAGCGGAGCGGUCCAUGCGGCUGGUCGUGCCGCGGCUGCCCGACUCUGUGGUCCUCGCAGCUUCAAAAACACGCGACUUUGUGGCGCCGCCGACGCCGCGGCCAGAGCCUCCGACGGCAGAGGGCACGGCUCAACCGCCACCCAGGCAGCCGGCACAGCUACGCCUGUGUUUACUCCGGCUGGCCGAGCCGCUGGUGAGGUCCUUAGUGCUGGCACCACGGGGGCAUGAGGCUGUAGAAGAGGAGAAGGGAGAGGGGGAUGGGGAGGAGGAGGAGGAGGAAGAGGAGGAGGAGGAAGAGGAGGAGGAGGAGGAGGAGGAAGAGGAGAAUGAUGAGAGCGAUGGAGGAACGGACACGUGGAGCCAUGGGCGUGGAGAUGAGGCGAGCUCCGUUAGUGAGCGGUUGCAGGCCCAUGCCACACACGGUGACCCCCGCUCUGUGCUUCGUUCCCAGAAUGCUGGAGAGUGUGCUCCGCCCAGCGCCCCGGGAGGGUUGCAUAACGGAUUCGCCCACAAGGGUCUGCUGCAGAGCACGCGCAGGAUCCGUGUGGACUUCAAGGAGGACUGCGCUCUGAAGAACGUUUGGCUGCUGGGCGGCCUCAGCGUGCUGACCUCCGUACCCACCACGCCACAGCCGGUCUGCCUGCUCUGUGCCAGCAAGGGCCACCACGAGCUGAUCUUCUGCCAGAUCUGCUGCGAGCCGUUCCACAGCUUCUGCCUCCUGCCCGAGGAGCGCCCCCAGGAGGAGAACAAGGAGAACUGGUGCUGCAGGCGCUGCAAGUUCUGUCACGUCUGCGGGCGCAAAAGCAAAAGCACCAAGCCUGUAUUGCAGUGCAGGAGAUGCCAGAACUCCUACCAUCCUUCAUGCUUGGGACCGACAUACCCCAAGCCUUUGAACUGUAGCACACCCUGGGUGUGCAUGGUGUGCAUCCGCUGUAAGAGCUGUGGGGUAACGCCUGGGAAGAACUGGGACAUGUCCUGGAACCACGAGCAGGACCUCUGCCCCGACUGCACACCCCUGUACAAGAAAGGGAACUUCUGCACCGUGUGCCACCAGUGCUACGAGACGGGGCCUGAGCAGCCCAUGCUGCAGUGUUCCGCCUGCAGCCGCCUCGUGCACUCCAAAUGUGAAGGUGUCUCCGAGGAGCUGUUUGGGCUGUUCUCGAGCCAAGUGGAGCGCGUUGCCUUCACAUGCACGGCCUGCAGCACGGCCUGCAGCCCGGGCGGUGCUGCAGGCAGCGGGUGGAGGGAGCAGCUCCAAGGCGCGCUCAGGGCCAGGAUGGAGCAGGUGCUGAAGGAGCUCCUGUCCUCCAGCACCACCCAGCACCUCAACCGCUGCCGAACGUGUGUGGCCAGGGGGGAUGUGGACUACGUGGUUGAAGAGCAGAAACCAGUCUGUGACUUUUGCGCCAUGGGCAAGAAGUUGGAAAAGGGGUGCUACACCUCCAUAAAAGCAUUCCAUGCAGACGUUUCCUUGGUGAUGCGGAGGUGGCUGAAGCAGGAAGAGCCUUUUCCUGAGGCUCAAAGACCCACCACUCAGGCUAAGGAACACUACCUCAAUCUGAUGAAGCAGGUCUUCACUUGGUUCAAUGGAGACGAUCUGAAAAUUUGGGACCCACUGUCCAAAGAAUACCCAGGAGCGAUGCUCCCUUAUGCAGUGAUGCCUCCCUCCAGGGAGCACAGCUACGCCCAGUGGCUGGAGAGGACCUACCAAGCCUGCGAGGACAGCCCAGCCCAAGCCCCCUCGCUCCCAGACACCAAGCCCCUCCCUGAGACCGAAGGACCUAAGUCCCACGGUUUGCCCCAGGAUGUGUCCUCGUCCAGAAGCAGGGAUGGGCGGCAGUGCGUACUUUGUCAACACUUUGGAGACGAGCUACCAAGCGCCGAGGGCCGCCUCCUGUACCUGGGGCAGAACGAGUGGGCGCAUGUCAACUGCUGCAUAUGGUCUGCGGAGGUGUACGAGGACAACAGCGCUCUCCUGCAGGUGCACAGUGCCGUCUCUAGGGGGCGCUACUUGCGUUGUGACCACUGCAGUCAGUCAGGAGCCACAGUGGGCUGCUGUCUGUCCAGCUGCCAGAGUAACUUCCACUUCAUGUGUGCCCGGGCUCGGAACUGUAUGUUUCAGCUGGACAGGAAGGUGUACUGCUACAAGCACAGGGACCUCGUCACGGAAAAGAUGGUUUCUGGGAUGGGCUUUGAAGUUCCGAGGCGAAUCUACGUGGACUUUGACGGCAUCGCGCUCAAGAGGAAGUUCCUCAUGGGCCUGGAGCCGGAGUCCAUCAGGAUGACCAUAGGUUCUCUGCAGAUCCAGAAACUGGGCGUAUUAUCCGAGCUUUCGUCCAAUGGGAAGAUGUUGUACCCCACCGGCUAUCAGUGUUCCCGGCUGUACUGGAGCACCGUGGACCCGCGCAGGCGCUGCAAGUACACGUGCAGGGUGACGGAGGUGAGCACCCCUCUCCCAGGGCAGGAGCACGACCCCAGGUGGGACAAGGAUGAGAACCAGACCAUCAUCCACAGCCCCAGUCACCAGCUCGAGAUAGAGUCACCCGAGCCGCUGAGCUCCUCACCCAAGGAGGCCAAGUCAAACACUUCGUCUCCAAACUCCAAGCCGCCGGGACCCAGGGUCCCCGGCUACGCCCAUGCACGGAAACCAGCCGGGGGCUCCUCGCGACCGCUUCCCUCCCCAGGGUCCGCUCCUCCCAAGGCCCACCCCAUCCUCACCCUGCGGGACCUGGACGACACCCGUCGCCCCCGCCGCCUCUCGUCGCGGAGCCGCUGCAGCUCCUCCCCCACCGAGAGCGAGCCCCCCCGCUCGGCCGGCCCCGGCGCCAGGACGCCGCUGUUCGGCUCCCCCCUCCGCUCCCACCACGACCCGCCGUCCACGCCGCCGUCUCCGUCGCGGCCGGGGCACAGCGCGGCGACCCCGCCCACCUCGCCCUCCGGCUUCUCCCCCCGGAGGAGCGGAGGCGCCACCACCAUCACCACCCCCCCCAACGCCACCAACACCACCGUCUCCCCAAAGGGCCGGCAACUGUUCCGCAUCACCACGCCGGUGUCGGCCGAGGUGCCCCAGGACUUCAUGGCGCCCUCGGAGGCGGGGGCGGCCACCACCAACGGCGUCGCCCUGGCCGCAGACGUCCUGGAGGAGGAGGUGGCGCAGCUCAUGGCCCAGGAGCUGCCCUACACCGUGUUCGACGCCGACACGGAGGUCGCCGUGGCGUCCAUGCUCAACGCCAAGAUCGAGUUUGACGAGGCGCUGCUCACCGAGGACGUGGCGCUGCACCUCGGGCCGCACGGCGGCGCUGGCGGGGAGGCGACGGGGGUCGAAGGUCAAGGCGAGGAGGCUCGGCGGGAGGAGCAGGGGGGCGGGGCGGACGACGACGACAACGUCGUCGACUGCAGCCCCUACUUGAAAUUUUCCCGCGUGGUGGUGGUCCGGGAGCCGAGCGAGGAGGGGGAGCGUCCGGGCGGCCCCCAGACCAUCCCCCAGCUGGACGGCGCCGACGGGGGCUCCGACAGCGACGAGAGCGAGGCGCCGGGGGGAGACGGUGACGGAGGCGGUGACGGGCCCCCGGGGCCCGCCGACUCGCCCACAAAGAAGCUGACCGUCGCUCUGCAGAGGCUGGAGUCCGUCCCCAUCGCCCCGCAGAAAAGUACGGCGGACCCGGAGCAGUCCAUGGCGAGCCCCUCGGCGGUGCCGCCGCUCGCCGCGGAGCCGGGCCCCCUCGACAGCCACCUGCUGGCCGAGGAGGUGGUCCUGGACUCUGAGUCGGCCGCGCGGGAGAAGGGCCAGCUGGACCCGGCCACCGGUCACUUUAUAUCCACCGACGACGGCACCAUCGUGCGGCUGGCCAACAAACCGGGCCUGGUGAUGGACAUCAGCACGUCCUCCACUGACUCCAUGGACGAGGCGCCGCCGCCGCCGCCCAACCCGCCCAAGCCCACCGCGGUCCCCAAAAGCCUGGCCCCGGUGAUGGUCAAGCGCAUCUUCCCCAAACCCUGCGCUCCCCAGCACGGCUCUGAGCUGAGGCUGCCCAUCGCCUCCCGCUUCCUGCACACCGCCGCCCCCGCCCCCGCCGCCGCUGUCAGCUCGGCGCCACGCAUGGUCACCUCCCCCAUCGUCAUCAACGGCCUGCCCAUGCAGACGGGCACGCCGCGGGGGCGCACCAUCGCCAUCCGCUUCGACUCCUCCAAGCCCGGGGCGCCGCAGCAGCAGCAGCUGCUGAUCCCGGCGCAGGCCGGCGCGUCCCACUGGGUCACGUCGGUGCCCCCCGCUCCGCAGGUCCUCCUGGUCAACCGCCAGGGGCAGAUCCUGCUGAAGGACCCCCGCUCCAACACCUACCAGACGCUCAACCAGAACUCGCCGGCCUACGGCCGGAUCAGCCAGGUGGCCAAGAUGCUGCACGGCGGGAACGCCCUGCAGCGCUCCGUCCCCCGCGUCAUCGUCAAGCCGCGCGCCGGCUCCGCCCACCCGGCCCCCCCGGCCCCCGGCGCCACCGCCGCCGCCCCCCGCCCCGCCCUCGGGGCCCCGCACCCGGCGGCCUACAGCGGCCGGGUCAUCGUGAGGACCCUGCCCGUCAACCGCAUGAUGGCCGGCGCUUCGGCCUCGCCGCCGGCGCCCGGCAUCCAGGCGGGCACGGCGCAGGCCAUCAUCAGCCAGGCCAUCGCCAACCAGCGGCACACCGGGCACCCCCAGCCCGCCGCGCUCACGGCCGGCCGGCGGCCCAUGCCCAGGAUCCUCACCCCAACGCAGUUCAGGGCCCUGCACGUCCCCGGGAAGGCGGGGUCACCGGAGGCUGCGCCGGCCGGCCAGCCCGACGCCACCGCCUCCGCCGGGGUCAAGGAGGCCACGCCGUGGCACCACUCGCCGGCGGGCAUCAAGAGGCUGGCCGCGCUGUCGGACCGGCCUGGGAGGAAGAGGUGCCGGACGGACUUCAUCAGGGACCUGGACGGUCCGCAGGAAAACAGAUCCAGUGGUGUGGAGAAUGAAGUCCCCUACAUUGAAGGAUGUUCUCGAUCUGAACAAGGAGAUGGUGCCAGAAAAACCAAAGAACGCAGAUCCAGAUAUCUGCAGUACCGCCAGGUUGGUCCCAGCAGGCGGACGGCGGGCCAGGCGGGGCCCAACACAGCAGGAGUAGUGGGGCUGGUGGAGGUGGGGACCUUCAGGGAUUCAGCUCCGAGGAGGAGGGCCCGCCUCCCAAACAGGACAACAGGAAAUACAUUGAACCAGCCCCACCUGCGCUUCGAGAUCACCAGCGACGACGGGCUUCAGCGUCAAGGCCGACAGCAUAGAGGUGGCGUGGCGCGCGCGGGACGGACGGAGUUGCUGGAGGCGCGGGCCGGCAUUCCACCUGCGGCAGAUCUGCCGCUGGGCGUGGCGAGCGGCCAGCGCAUGCUGGGCGUGCUGCACGACGCCACCAUCUUCCUGCUGGAGCAGCUGGCAGGGGGCGGGCAGCUGCCGGCGCCACCGCUUCCGCCUUCCACCGCUGCGACGCCGCCGAGGUGGAGCUGCGCUCAACCCAGCGGCUGCGCCCGCGCCGCGGUGUACACACGGAAGUCGACCUUCGACAUGUUCAACUUCCUGGCGUCGCAACACCGGCAGCCGCCCGACAUGUGGCCCCCCUGUGACGAAGAGGACGACGACUUUCCGCUCAAGGACGCGCCAACCAGCACAGAGCUUCCCAUGGCCAUGCGCUUCAGACACCUGGAGAGAACCUCCAAGGAGGCCGUAGGGGUUUACAGGUCUGAGAUCCACGGCCGCGGCCUGUUCUGCAAGAGGAACCUCGAGGCGGGGGAGAUGGUGAUCGAGUACGCCGGCAACGUCAUCCGAGCCGUGCUGACCGACAAGAGGGAGAAAUACUACGACAGCAAGGGCAUCGGCUGCUACAUGUUCCGCAUCGACGACUUCGACGUGGUGGACGCCACCAUGCACGGCAACGCGGCGCGCUUCAUCAACCACUCGUGUGAACCCAACUGCCACUCGCGCGUCAUCAACGUGGACGGCCACAAGCACAUCGUCAUCCUGGCGUUGAGGAAGAUCUACCGCGGAGAGGAGCUCACCUACGACUACAAGUUCCCCAUCGAGGACGAGAACAGCAAGCUGCACUGCAACUGCUCCACCCGCCGCUGCCGUCGCUUCCUCAACUAGGGGGUACCGGCGUCUGUCCUCUCUCCUCUCUCACACUCACACACACACACCAAACAAGUUGGCAAUCUUGCUGUUAGUACUUGAAUUUCAAAGGUAAGACCUCAGGUGGGGCGCGUAGGCACACCGCUGUGGGUGUCACCGGACCCUCGCGUUAACAGAACAACGCGCUGGUGGACAGAAACGGCCUGUUCUGCCAAGGAGCUCGGUCUCAGACGUUUCUUUCGGGGAUGUUUUUCUAACCCUUCUGUACUCUCCGAGUUCUCGGCUGUGAGGAUGUGGCGGGAGAGGGAUCGAUUACAAGGACCCAAUCGUCCCGACUGUUGCUGUUUAUUCGAUGACGCCCAGAUGUGGUUCUGUUUAAACGCAACGCAGCGUGCCCUGAAUCAAGGCCCUGUCCCUGGGAAACGCAAACAAGCGCCCGGCUGGCAUUGAGGAGAUAACCGUGGAGAGAGGCCCGUGGCCGCAGGGCAGUGGGCGUGGCCGCAGGGCAGUGGGCGUGGCCGCAGGGCAGUGGCGUGGGCCGCAGGGCAGUGGGCGUGGCCGCAGGGCGUGGGCCGCUCCCGGGCGGCCACGUCCGCAGGGUCAAUUUUCUCAGUACUGCUCCGUUGUCCCACGAGGGAGGCCAGAGAACGCGUGUUGGAUACACGAGGAGGACGAGAAGGAGUCCUUGGCACCUUACCCCCCCUCCCCCCCAUGUCCACUGCUAGCAUGGCUGUACAUAGCAGACGGGAAGGAGCUUUGGGUUGGGGUGAAAUGGGAGAUAACCCGUUUUUCAGUUGGGCCACCUUGUGUACAAUUAUCAGGAGCGGCGAUGUUUAAGUUUUAACAGUCCCCGAAAACACAACUCUUGCGAACGGAGAGCUGCACAUAUUUUUUCUUUUACUGUUACAAAGGUGGUGUGUGAUUUGCUGUUUUUAUUCUUUUGCCCAUAUGUAGUACAAGGUUGAUUUUUAAAUAUCCAAACCCCCCCCGCAUCUCCCUUUUAGUCACUGUUGGGAUGUUUCUAUGUGUACACAGAGCUUCUGUGACCAAAUGAUCUUGUUUCUUACUAGUUUCUUUUGGCAUUUUAUCCUGGAAAUUGUUUUCCCCAUAUUUCUUUUGGUGCUGUCUAGGUUUAUGGAGGAGAGUUUGUCCAGAAAUCUAAAAUAGUGAUGAAACUGCUCCCUCAGUCAUGUCUUCUUUUGUAUAUUUGAACAAGGGUUAAACGAAUAUUCAACAUGCUUACAAUAAAUUGUUUAUCAACUAUUAUCUUUGUACUUGCUACUGAAGAGCCCUCUUUCCUCCAAGUAGAUGUGAUUAUUACCUAUGUACAUCUCCGGUGUCACUUCCCCCGUGUUCAUCAAGCCUCAGUCCCACCACACCGCGUCUCGGACCCUUAUUGUAGAGUGUUCUACCUCAUAGACACCGCCCACUGGCAGCAGGUUCGUCAUUUAAAACAUUGCACUCAAUGUGUUCAUUUUAGGGGCAGGAUGAAGGAUGUGUCUUCAUGAUUUGUAUACAUCUGUAUACAUCUAACCUGGUCAGCAAAUAUAUUGAUGAAUGCUAUUGGUCUUGUCUGGAGCAGUUUAAGUGACAAAACUGUUUCUAUCGAAUAUGUGUUUUAUGUCAGGUUAAUUUGUGUGGUCUGAACGCGCAAAGUUUUUUCCAUUUGCUGAUUGAUGGAAAAGCAGCCAGUGGGUCACUCAGUUUUAAUGUUUUUAUUGCAGGUUUGGCACAGUCCCAUGAGCACUCAACGAAGUACAUGUGUGUAUUUAUGUCUUAUUUUUGUUUUCCGUUUACAUCAAUUUGCAACGUAUGUCAUGCUUUUUGAUUUGCCACCAUUUUGUCUCUCAGUCCGCUCCGCCUUGUACAUAAUUGUAUACAAAAUUUCUAACUCUGUUUCACAUUUUCUACAUGUUUUUAUUUAUAAUGUUUUUGCCCAAUAAAAAAUCUUGACAAGUUA
This is a messenger RNA of Gadus morhua (Atlantic cod), 11532 nucleotides long. Its product is annotated as histone-lysine N-methyltransferase 2B-like. Gene Ontology annotation, cellular component: nucleus; histone methyltransferase complex. Gene Ontology annotation, molecular function: DNA binding; protein binding; histone H3K4 methyltransferase activity. NCBI's taxonomy places the organism in Eukaryota, Metazoa, Chordata, Actinopteri, Gadiformes, Gadidae. Gene Ontology annotation, biological process: positive regulation of DNA-templated transcription. The record is from RefSeq and is a predicted model, not a curated record.